Molecule: messenger RNA, 3606 nt
Organism: Bacillus rossius redtenbacheri
Lineage: Eukaryota; Metazoa; Arthropoda; Insecta; Phasmatodea; Bacillidae
Product: armadillo repeat-containing protein 6 homolog
Exons: 6
Coding region: 164-1555 (463 amino acids)
Biological process (GO): hematopoietic progenitor cell differentiation
Molecular function (GO): protein binding
Source: RefSeq, a predicted model, not a curated record
UUAUAUUCGUAUGGUCUAUUUGUCUAUUUCUAUUUCCAUGUUUAGUCAAUGGUGUUUACAUUUACAAUAUUGUUGGGGUUCUCAUGUUUUAAAUGCAGUAAGGUCGGGUGUCAGAACUUCUGAAUUUAAUUGAUUAGUAAGAGGUUGACACAUUAAAAAAAAAAUGCCGCGUGUAAUUGGUCAAGAAACUUUUGAUGAAGUGGUAAGAGAAAAUAUAAAUGAAUUUUCAAUGUCUCCUGAGGAUGCUGUAAAAGAUGCAAUUCUACAGUUUGAAGCACAGGGCGUGGACCUCGGCAACAUAGUCACGGAGUCGCUCAGCAGGCUGAGCACCGGCGCCACCGAGGCGGUCACCUCGGCGGUGCAGAGGGUGGUCGCACUGCAGAAGGACCCGUGCAUGACCAAGGACCUGGUGGGGGCGUUGGACGCCCUGCGGCACGAGCUGGACAAGAGCCUUGCCCACAAGCUGCUCGCGGGGAAGGGCGGGUGCCAGGACGUCCUCCUGGACCUGCUGGAGGAGGAAGACCCCAACCUGGCCGUGCUGGCGUCGGCCGCCGGCUGCCUGGCGUCCCUCGCGACGGGCCAGCCCGACCUGCUGGACGGGCGGGGCGCCGACGUGAUGCUGCGCACCCUCGCGGCCCCUCUCCCCUCGUGCGUGCACGCGCCGGUGCUGGAGUGGGCCGCGCAGUGCUGCCUCAAGCACGAGGGCAACCGCCAGGACCUGGUGAAGCGGGGCGUGGCGGAGCGCCUCCGGCCGCUGCUGCGGUCCGACGCCGCGCUGUCCCCGAGCGUCAGGGCCGCGUGCGGGCUGAUGCGGGCCCUGGUCCUCGACGACGACGUGCGUGUCGAGUUCGGGCUCGCGCACGAGCACGCCAGAGAGCUGGCCACCCGAGUCCUGUGCACGCUCGUGGACUUGGCCAAAAGAUUUGAUGAUGCAGAGACGCUGAACGAGCUGCUGAUGACGUUGUCCGCUCUUAUUGUUCGUAACGAGUUCUGCGGGAUGUUCAAAGAUGCCGGAGGAUUGCAGCUGAUCAAGGGAAUCAUGGAAAAACAGCUUCAAGAUAAGGACCUGAUGCAGCAGUGCUUGAAGCUGCUGAAGGUCCUAGCCGGGAACGACGACGUGAAGGCGGCGAUCACGUCAGCUGGAGCCGCCCCGCUCAUUGUGUUGGCCAUGAAUGAGCACCUGGAUUCGGCCCCGCUGGUGGGCCAGGCCUGCGGCACCAUCGCCGCCCUCACGCUGCGCAGUCCCGCCAACAGCAAGCUGCUCGUGGAGCAGGGGGUGGCAGACGCCGUGCUGGACGGCAUGAGGACGCACGCCAAGGUCCUGUCGGUGCAGAAGCAGGGCAGCUGGGCCAUCCGCAACAUAGUAUCCCGGGACAAGUCCCUGGGCAGCGCCUUCCUGCAGCGCGACGCGGAGGGGGUGCUGCGCGAGGCCCUGAAGCGGCACGGCGCGGUCUACGACCACGAGUACGACAUCAAGUCGGCGCUGCGCGACCUCGGCUGCGACGUGGAGCUGCGCGAGCUGUGGACGGGCAAGGGCAAGGGCGCGCUCAACUGAGGCCCUUCGGGGCGAGACCCCCUCACCUCCGGCGACAUCAUAGUGAGAUCCCUCCAUCGUGUAUCGUAGCAGACCAAUGAAAUAAGCUUGUGACUCCAGUCGAAAUAAAUUAUCAGGGUUUAGCAAUGACUUACCACAAUCGUAAAAACUACUUUCGUACUACUCUUCAUUAUCUUGACUCGCUUACCUUGAAGAAAAAAUGUAGCUCAUGUUUAUUCCAACAGCAGAACAACUAGUACUAGUAGGAAGAUUUAGCACAAGUUUUCCUACACGAAUCAAUAUCUCAGGGAUCUAAGUUUUCAUCUGCCUACAGGGCACCUCUGAUGUGGAGCCUGCUAACCAAUAGAUUAAAAAUAACUUAUAACAAAAUUUUAUGAAAAUAAACUAUAUUAUUUAUUAACAAAAUACUUAAAAUUACAUAUAAUCUUUUUGUUAAUAAUUGUCACAACCAACUUAUAAGUUAACCCUGUAACUCAACAGAGAGUGAUGAUAACUUUUAUUUAAGGUUCUUAGCUACUAAGCUUAAAAUUAUCUCACGGUUAAAGUGACGAAAUCAAGGUCGAAAUCGCCUCCUCUCUUGAGCUAGUCUGCCAGUAGGGACGCUCAACUUGGAACUUGCAUGUUAAAUGACUGAUUACCUCGACUCACCUGUGACCCCUGACCUGCGAACGAACAGCGACUUGCCCUCUGACUGUACAAAUGUCUUCUUCUUGAACAAAUUGAAGCGGGCAAGUUUCUACAUUUAACGACGUGCCUCAAUCAUCCCGACCGAGCCUAACUCUCACAGAAAGAACCACGAACUACCAUCCAAUUUCAACUGAUCCCAGAGGGCCAGUCUGAGCCCUGCCUAAUGGCUCGUACUCGCGUGAAAACACGUACCCCCUUGUCCUUCCGGAACAUACCAGUGUGCACCUUUUAGAAUUUCGCUACCACGGUGCAGGCCAUCUGAGUGGGCCCUGCACCUCGAUGUGCCAAUUUUGGCACAGCGUGACUCGCAGAUGCGCCAGGCGACAGCAUAAGGCUGGGUUUAUAGAAAACGCAAUAACGCAGAAACGCAAGAAACGCAACUACGGUAAAAGUCCAACCUUAACUCUUCUACCAGCAUGUUUAUAAAAUACGCAAGACACGCAAUAACGCAAGAAUGCAACGCAGAAGUUGUUCAACUUUCUACUUCUUGCGUUUUCUCCUUGCGUUUCGGCCUUCUAUACUGGUUGCUUUAGUAUGUGGGAACUGAAACUGUCAUGUAAUGCAUAUAGAAGGCUCUGCGAUUGUAGUCGUUACGCUUGUGUUUCUUUAUUUAUUUAUGUUUUGGGCUGACAUCUGGCAUUCUUCUAGUGAAUACAGCGAAAUGGAGGAAACUGAUGAAUUUCUUGUUCAGCUUAUCCAAAAUUUUCCCUGCCUGUACAACAAAGAUUUUAAAAAUAAUCAUGACUUAUUCCUGAAAUUUUAUUUUUUGACGUUGGCGAUGGCCGGUGUCCUUGCGUUUUUUAUAAACGACUGUGAAUUUCUUGCAGUUGUCGCGUCCUGCGUUCUUGCGUUUCUGCGUUCUUGCAUUUUCUAUAAACCCGGCCUAAGCAUGCUGCUGACGCAGGGACCGGACGCUAGAAUGUUGGGAAUCUGUGCAACAUCACACCCCACAUGUCACCCUGUUCUCUAUUCUGAGUCGCGCCCGCCCGCGGGAGAAAGAUCUGAAGAACUCACUCUGAGUUCACACAGUGGAUCACCAAGAAUUGAAAUUUGGCAACACAGGGAAAAUUUUGGACUGUGCUGAUUUUAUUUUAAAUAUCAUAUAAGACUAAUUUCCAAAUAGACAGAAUAGACAUUCUAACCCACCGCAUUUAUCUGCAGACAUUGUCUGAACUAGGCAUUAAUCAAGUUAAAUUAAAUGUUUGUUAAUUAAUAUCUUAAGUGUGUUUAGCUUUUUCGCAGUGAUUGUUCUAACAUUGUAAUGUUCCUGCAAUUUGCCUUGCUGUGAUAUAACUUAAUUUUUAAUUAUUUGUAACUCUAGUGUACUUUUACAUUUAUUAAAUAAACUUUUUUUUUAUUUUGGC